AAAGUGAGCUCUCGCCUCUCUCCCAAAACCCUAAUUAAAACCCUCCUCACCAUCAAACCUCAACGCACGCAGUAGCCCAGACGGAGACAGAGACGGCCAAAACAAAAGGUUUGAAGAAUGGUGAAGGCGUACCUAAGAUAUGAGCAAGCUUCUUCCUUUGGCGUGAUAACGUCUCUGGAGUCCAACAUCUCUUACGAUUCGACGGGGAAGCAUGUGCUUGCUCCUGCGCUGGAGAAGGUCGGCAUCUGGCACGUCCGCCAAGGAAUCUGCACCAAAACCCUAGCUCCUUCCUCCUCUCGCGUCGGAAAGUCCCUUGCCGUUACCUCUAUCGCCUCCUCUGCCUCUACUUCGGUUGCAGUUGGGUAUGCAGAUGGGAGUAUAAGGAUAUGGGAUUCUGAGAAAGGGACAUGCGAGACUACUCUUAAUGGCCAUAAGGGUGCUGUGACUGCAAUGCGCUACAACAAGGCUGGUUCUAUGUUUGCAUCUGGAAGUAAAGACAACGAUGUUAUCUUGUGGGAUGUGGUCGGUGAAACUGGGCUUUUUCGUCUCCGUGGUCAUCGUGAUCAGGUUACCGAUCUUGUUUUCUUGGAUGACGGAAAGAAACUUGUUACUGCAUCUAAGGACAAGUUCUUGAGAGUCUGGGAUCUUGAGACCCAGCACUGUAUGCAGAUUAUUAGCGGUCAUCACACUGAAGUCUGGUCUGUGGAUGUUGAUCCAGAGGAAAAAUAUCUCGUCACUGGUUCUGCUGAUCAAGAACUUAGAUUUUAUGCUGUCAAACAAAACAUGCCACAUGUAUCAGUGGUGUCAGAUUCAGAUGCAAAUGGAGUUGAUGCAAGCGGUGAUCAUAUGACCGAGAAUAAGUGGGAAGUUUUGAUACCGUUUGGGGAGAUCCAGAGACAAACCAAGGAUAGAGUUGCGAGCGUGAGGUUCAAUAACUCAGGAAGUCUGUUGGCUUGUCAAAUGGCAGGAAAAACAGUCGAGAUUUUCCAGGUGUUGGAUGAAACGGAGGCAAAGCGGAAAGCCAAGCGUAGGCUUCGAAGGAAAGAGAAGAAAUCUUCCAAAGAAGGGGUUGAAGAUGUAGCUGCUGACGGAGAUGCAAGUAAUGAAACCGAGAAAGCUGAUACUGUUACUACUACACCUACUGUCCCUGACGUUUUUAAGCUACUACAAGUCAUUAGAGCUGGCAGAAAAAUAAGCUCUUUCUCUUUCUGUCCGAUUACUCCAAAAGAUUCCUUGGCGACAUUGGCUCUGUCUUUGAACAAUAACUCACUGGAGUUCUAUACGCUAAAGAGCAGCGAGAACGAGAAAACUGCUACCAUUGAGCACCAAGGACAUCGAUCUGAUGUGAGAAGUGUAGCCCUCAGUACCGACAACACCCUUCUGAUGUCAACCAGUCACAGUGAAGUGAAAAUUUGGAAUCCUAGCACGGGUUCCUGUCUCCGGACCAUCGAUUCUGGAUAUGGAAUCUGCAGUUUGAUUGUACCUAAAAGCAAGUAUGGUAUUGUUGGAACGAAGAGUGGGAUACUCGAGAUAAUUGAUAUAGGGAGUGCUACAAAAGUGGAAGAUGUUGAAGCACAUGGUGGAACUAUUUGGUCAAUUGCACCCAUUCCAGAUGAUACUGGGUUCGUCACUGUCAGUGCAGAUCAUGAAGUCAAAUUCUGGGAAUACCAAGUCAAAAAGAAAGCUGGCCAAGAAGCCAAGCAACUCACGGUUUCGAAUGUGAGGUCUAUGAAGAUGAAUGAUGACGUACUUGCUGUUGCCAUCAGUCCUGAUGCUAAACAUAUUGCUGUUGCAUUGCUAGAUUCCACGGUGAAGGUUUUCUAUGUGGAUUCCUUAAAAUUCUUCCUCUCCUUGUAUGGCCACAAGUUACCUGUCAUGUGCAUUGACAUUUCAUCCGAUGGAGCGUUAAUCGUAACUGGUUCUCAGGACAAGAAUAUCAAAAUUUGGGGAUUGGAUUUUGGUGAUUGUCACAAGUCCAUCUUUGCUCACGAUGACAGUGUUAUGGGCGUAAAAUUUGUUCGCAAUACCCAUUACAUGUUCAGCAUUGGGAAAGACCGACUUGUAAAGUAUUGGGAUGCAGACAAGUUUGAGCUGCUGCUGACGCUUGGUGGACAUCACGCAGAGAUUUGGUGCUUCGCUGUGAGCAAUCGUGGUGAUUUUCUUGUGACAGGAUCUCAUGACCGCUCCAUGCGACGCUGGGAUCGUACUGAAGAACCCUUCUUCCUCGAGGAGGAAAAGGAAAAGAGGUUAGAAGAGCUGUUUGAGUCUGAGAUUGAUAACGCAGGGGAGAACAGGCAUGGAUCCCAGGAGGAAAUCAUUGAGGAAGGUGUUGCAGGUUUAGCUAAGAAGACCACAGUAGAUGUCCUAUCAGCUGCUGAUUCAAUCAUAGAAGCUCUAGAAAUGGCAGAGAAUGAAAAGAACCGUCUUGCUGAAUAUGAGGAGGAGAAAACAAGGGGAAAGGUUCCUGAUUUCGCUCCAAAUAUUGUGAUGCUGGGGCUGUCUCCAUCUGAGUAUGUUCUCAAAACCAUCUCGAAAGAAAAAACAAACGACCUUGAACACAUCUUGCUGCCUCUACCAUUCUCAGAUGCUUUAAAGCUUCUUUCCUACAUGGAAAACUGGAGUUUGAUUCCUGAAAAGGUAGAAUUAGUAUGCAGGAUUGCAACGAUUGUAUUACAGACUCAUCACAAUCAGUUGGUAACGACUCCAGCUGCACGACCAAUAUUAAGUGUUCUCAGGGAUAUUCUUCACGCUAAAGUCAAGGAAAGCAAAGAUACAAUCGGUUACAAUCUGGCUGCCAUGGAUCAUCUCAAGCAAAUGAUGGCAUCAAGGUCUGAUGCUCCAUUCAAAGAUGCAAAGGCGAAGCUAAUGGAGAUAAGAUCACAGCAAGCGAAACGCAUGGAGGAACGGUUGGAUACGAAAACAGAGAGGAAAAGAAAGAAGAAACAAAAGAGAUUAGAGGAUGGCCAUGGUCAUGCUUGGGCCUGAUCCUCCUCUCUUUUUCACAGUUUCCUUUUUUGUGUUGUAAUGUGAAACGGUUAAAAUUGAAUCCAAAAUUUUGCUGUAGUACUUUACUUUAAUAUCUAUCAAAAAAAACUUGGAUUUA
Messenger RNA from Raphanus sativus (radish), 3103 nucleotides. RefSeq lists its product as uncharacterized. Lineage: Eukaryota; Viridiplantae; Streptophyta; Magnoliopsida; Brassicales; Brassicaceae. The record is from RefSeq and is a predicted model, not a curated record. Gene Ontology annotation, biological process: maturation of SSU-rRNA. Gene Ontology annotation, cellular component: small-subunit processome; Pwp2p-containing subcomplex of 90S preribosome. The transcript is spliced from 12 exons. Gene Ontology annotation, molecular function: protein binding; snoRNA binding. Bases 118 to 2985 code for a protein of 955 amino acids.